CGACGCUGUUCACUUUACCAUUGCCAUGACCGGACUGCAAUCGACGACGGAGAAGACGCCGCUCGUGCUUGAGAGCGCCAAGCCAACUGCGCUCGGGCUCCUUGCCGACGACUCCAAGCCCGACCUUCUGGAAGAGGCCAAAGUCCUCGUCGCCCUCGCCGGCCCCGUGAUGUUUACCCUCUUCAUGGAGGUGCUUCCGAGCACCACCAACAUGGUCCUCGUCGGUCAAAUGAACUCGACCGACACCAAGGAGUUUGUGGAUGCUGCGUCCAUCUCGGGCCUCUACGUCAACAUCACGGCCAUUUGCGGCGGCCUCGGCAUGGCCACCGCCAUGGACACGCUCUGCACGCAGGCGUACGGCGCCGGCAACAUCAAAAAGUUUGGCGCGUACCUCCAAGGCGCGCUCCUCGGGAUGGCACUGACGCUUUUGCCCGUGUUUGUACUUACGUGGUUCACGGAGGCCGUCUUGCUGGCGCUCGGUCAGGACGCGACGAUCGCGGCGCUUGCAGGCACCUUUACGCGCCUUACGAUGGUCGGGUUUCCGUUCUUCUACAUCUACGAGCUCCUCAAGAAGAUGCUGCAAGCGUACAACAUUGUACAUCCGAUGGCGGCCAUGGUCGUCCUCGGCAAUAUCAUCCACAUUUGCCUCGGCUACUACCUCGUGCACCACACGUCGUACGGCUUUUACGGCGCUGCGAUCGCGCGCUCCGUGAGCUACAUCUCGCUGCCACUCAUGAUGGUCCCGUACUUUUGCUUCAACCCGGUGCACCACGAAUGGGCGAUCCAGUGGUCGUGGGCCGAAGCGACGGCGCAGCUGCCCGCGUUCUUUCGCUACGGCGUCCCCGGUAUGCUCAUGAUGGUCAUCGAGUGGGGCGCGUUCGAGAUCCUCACGCUCAUGGCCGGCAUCAUGCCCAACGCGAUCGUCGACAUUGGUGUCAUGUCGAUUCUGAGCCAAAUCCUCACCAUCACGUACCUCGUGUACAUGGGCAUGGCGGUGGCUGCAACGAUCCGCGUCGGCAACAUGGCAGGCGCCAACAAGCCCGCGCACGCGCAGCUGAUCGUGAAGCUGACAUAUGUCAUUUGCGCAAUCUGCAUGGUCUUUGUUGUCGGCGCGAUGGUCUUGUCCCGCCACAGUUUGCCCGGCCUCUUCAUCUCGGACCCGGAAGUUGUGCAGUUGACGGCGACGAUCUUGCUGUUUACGCUGCCAGGACACAUGCUCGAUGGCAUGAAUGCUGUCUCGCAAGGCAUCUUCCGCGCGACGGGCCAGCAGAGCAUGGCCACGGUCGUGAACGCCGCCGCGUUUUACCUUGUGGGCAUUCCACUCGCAGCGUUUUUUGGGUUUUACGUCGACUGGGGUGUCCACGGCCUCUGGGUCGGCUUCACACACGGGUCGCUGACGGCAUUUGUUCUCUACAUGGUCGCGCUCUACCGCGUCGACUGGCCCGCGACGACCCAAGCCAUUGCGCUCCAGCACGUGGAUAUGUAG
Molecule: messenger RNA, 1486 nt
Organism: Saprolegnia parasitica CBS 223.65
Lineage: Eukaryota; Oomycota; Saprolegniomycetes; Saprolegniales; Saprolegniaceae
Exons: 6
Coding region: 26-1486 (486 amino acids)
Biological process (GO): xenobiotic detoxification by transmembrane export across the plasma membrane
Cellular component (GO): membrane
Molecular function (GO): xenobiotic transmembrane transporter activity; antiporter activity
Source: RefSeq, a predicted model, not a curated record